This is a messenger RNA of Diorhabda sublineata, 765 nucleotides long. Its product is annotated as gastrula zinc finger protein XlCGF49.1-like. Bases 154 to 765 code for a protein of 203 amino acids. The transcript is spliced from 3 exons. NCBI's taxonomy places the organism in Eukaryota, Metazoa, Arthropoda, Insecta, Coleoptera, Chrysomelidae. The record is from RefSeq and is a predicted model, not a curated record.
UGGAGUGAUUGUCUAAAAUAUGAAUCAGUACGUCUAGUGACUUUAACCAGUCAUGAAAUAAUAGUGAAAUUAAUUCGAAGUGAAAGAACAUGCGCUUCAUUUUCUCAUAAAUCUGUGUUGCAAAAAACGGCCCGACGAAAUAAUUUAUGGAAAAUGCAUUAUUCUGGAUUCCUUCCUGUGACAGAAGAGCAGCAAGUUCAGUUAAAUCCUGCUACUAUUCAAUAUUGUUAUCCACAAACUUCUGACGAACAAAACCAAUACUAUAAUCAACAAAUAUCGAAUCAACCAAAUUAUUCAAUGGUUCCACAACCAGAACCAUUCGAACCCCAAGAACCAUGCACUGAUGAUUAUAGUUGCAAAUGUGAUAAUUGUCAAAAUAAAUAUGGUAGUCUUCCUAUUCUUUUACAAGGUAUUGAACAAAAAAACUUUAGUCAAAUUAACGAACCAGAAGCAUCAACGUCUGGUCAAUGUCACACACCUAAAAGAAUCCUCACCUGCGAAUAUUGCAAGAAAACUUUCACACAUAAAGGUGAUUUUAAAAAACAUCUGAGGAAACAUACGAAAGAGAAGCCGUUUUCAUGUAAAUUUUGUAGUAAGAGUUUCGGAAAUACAUCGAAUUUGCUUAGACAUCAAAAGCUGCAUACCGGCGAGAAACCUUUCGCUUGCGAAUAUUGUAGUAAAAAAUUUAGUAGGAAGGAUAAGUUGGAUUGUCAUAGAAGGAGCAGGACUUGUCAAGAGGCUGGUACUUCCACUAGUAAUAAUUAA